CUCACCAUCACCCGCACCAAGACUCAAGAUGACUUCUUCGAUCCAACCAGGAGACCACCAAGGCUACAUGCGCCUGGCCCUCUCUCUGGCCCAAAAGUCGCCUCCAAAACCUACCAACUACCGCGUUGGAGCAGUCGUCGUGGAUAUACCCUCCAACACCAUCCUGGCGACUGGGUACACCUUGGAACUGGAGGGCAACACUCAUGCCGAGCAAUGUUGUUUCAUGAAGCUGGCACAACAACAUGGUGUCUCCGAGGAGAAGCUGAGUGACGUCCUUCCCUCGAACUUGGCACUCUACACCACUGUCGAGCCGUGCUCCCAGCGUUUGAGCGGGAACUUGCCAUGUGUGGAAAGAGUGCUGAGGCUGGCAGGGUGUAUCAAGACGGUCUAUGUUGGAAUACUGGAGCCGGAGACGUUUGUUCAGGAGAACACGGGAAGGAAGUCUUUGAAGGACGCGGGCAUUGAGGUGGUGCAUAUCGAGGGGAUGGAGAAAGAGAUUUUGGAGGUUGCCACUGCUGGGCACGUCAAAGAGUGAACAACACCAAGAAGACGAAAUAUCAACGCAUAUAAAUCAAAUCUAUCGCUACUUCUGGCUUUUGUCUACACCAUCUUAGAACUUUGGUCCCUCAAGAAUGGGCUUGGCCUCCUCAGUCCUCCACCA
This is a messenger RNA of Neurospora tetraspora, 661 nucleotides long. RefSeq names its product cytidine deaminase-like protein. The coding region runs from base 29 to 535 and encodes 168 amino acids. NCBI's taxonomy places the organism in Eukaryota, Fungi, Ascomycota, Sordariomycetes, Sordariales, Sordariaceae. The transcript has a single exon. Gene Ontology annotation, molecular function: diaminohydroxyphosphoribosylaminopyrimidine deaminase activity. The record is from RefSeq and is a predicted model, not a curated record.